Molecule: messenger RNA, 997 nt
Organism: Brassica napus (rape)
Lineage: Eukaryota; Viridiplantae; Streptophyta; Magnoliopsida; Brassicales; Brassicaceae
Product: auxin-responsive protein SAUR15
Exons: 1
Coding region: 380-763 (127 amino acids)
Biological process (GO): response to auxin
Source: RefSeq, a predicted model, not a curated record
UCACGGACCAUAUCCAUAUGUACUAAUAUGAACCUCCGUGAUGAACUACCGCUUGCGUAAAAGGUAAAAAGGGUGCUAUAUUUAUUCAUUUACAAACUCCAAAGACGUAUUGCAUGUAUCACGUAACCAUGAUUUGCGACGAGAUGUAUGCACUUUUAUUUUUGUAACUAUCCUCUCCGCCAAGAAAUGCUCCCCACUAUUCCAAGUCAACAAAGACAAAAAGUAUCGAAAUAAAUAAAAUAAAUAAAGUCAAAAGCUCUCCGGUUCUCGUUUUUUUUUAUUAUAUUAUACAUCUAACCUUGGUAUAUAAUCACCAUCCAUCUUCUUAUUCUUCUUCAUCUUCUCAAUCUUAAUAACUUGAAAAAAUAGAAAGAAGAAAAUGAUGGGAAAAAGAAUAGCUUCCUUCAAGAACUUAGCCAAGAAAAUGAAGAGCAUCAACACAAGAGAAGGCGGCUCCGAGUCAACUCAUAACGAGUCUCUCCUGAUCAGUGAAGCGGACAUCGCGGCGACUAAGACGCCUACGGGAACGUUUGCGGUGUAUGUAGGGGAAGACCGCGCGAGACGCGUGGUACCGACAAGCUAUUUGAACCACCCUUUGUUCAGGAUGCUCCUAGACAAGUCACACGACGAGUUCCACUGUUUGGAUCAGAAGGUUAUGUUGGUCGUCCCAUGUAGCCUGUCCGUUUUUCAAGACGUCGUUAACGCCAUCGAGUCUUGUAAUGGAAAUUUCAAGUUCGGCGAUUUUGUCGAGGAGUUUCUUUGACUUAAUUUUUUCCAUAUCGUUUUGAUAAAUAUUAAGUGUUGUAGUGAUUAACACCCCUUUGUUGCGUGGUGUGAAUCUUUUUUUUUCUUGUGGAAUUUGUAUUUACCAAUGUUCUAAAAAUUGGUAUGUGGUACCAAUGCAGAUGCCUCCGUUUAGACGGCAAUUAGUCACAAUCUAAACGAUGUUUCAAAAAUAAUUUUUCUAAUUUAAACUCCCACCUAAACGGUAAUCUUA